Molecule: messenger RNA, 983 nt
Organism: Rhodofomes roseus
Lineage: Eukaryota; Fungi; Basidiomycota; Agaricomycetes; Polyporales; Fomitopsidaceae
Product: ankyrin repeat-containing domain protein
Exons: 11
Coding region: 112-804 (230 amino acids)
Cellular component (GO): nucleus; cytoplasm
Molecular function (GO): protein binding
Source: RefSeq, a predicted model, not a curated record
GCUGUCUGCCGCCACCGACACUCCCCGAUUCCCACGGUGUGAUGCCACAGACGCGUCCCGCACCGCUCUCAAACCACUUCACCUACCUCCAUUGCGUCGCAUCUGCAUGCAAUGUCGACUCACUCAGUGCACAAUGCUGCUCUAAACAGGCAGACUGGACUGCUUCGGUCUCUCGUCUCCCAGGAUCCUUCUCUUGCAAACUCUCCAGACGUGGACGGCCGUAUGCCGCUACACUGGGCAGCCUCUUCUGGGGCUUUCGACAUCGUCCAGUAUUUGCUGGAUCAGAAAGCAGAUGUCGAUCGCGCGGACAAUAGCGGCUGGACGCCACUGCAUAUCGCUGCGCAGGGCAUGAACAGGUUGUACGCGAGCUCCUCGGCGCCGGAGCGAACGUCAAUCGAAAGAACGACAAGGGCAUCACACCAUUCUUCCAAGUCUCGAGUCGACAUAGGCAGACUGCUCAUCUCCAGAGGGGCUGACAUCAACGCGCGGGACAAUGCAAACCAGCUACCACUCCACCGUGCUGCCACCACAGGGUCGACUGGGUUCAUUAGUCUUUUGCUCAAGCCUCUCGAAGGGUCCCCCAAACCCCGGUUAAACACCGCUGACCGUGUGGGUAACACGCCUCUUCACCUGGCCAUGGAGUCAGCGCAUGCGGAAGCGGCAUGUCUACUCAUUGAGGCCGGGGCGGACCGCACCCGCGAAAACCUUGAUGGCGAAAUGCCGGAAGAUCUUGAAGGCGUUGGCGGACAGGAACAGAGACGGGCGAAGGCCUAUGUCGUUGAGCGGUGUGGGAAGCGAUCUUGAAGCGAUCAGGACGUCAAAGACUCGUAGGGAUUUCUUAUACACAACAUCAUGCAGGAACGCAAUCUCCAUAUCGCGGUGCUAUCCGUCGGCGGUUUUGCAGGUCUGAUUGUGUCUUGACUGGAAGCCCAGACGGAGAGCAUGCAGAGCGCCAUCUGGCCUUUCUGAGAGCAGCUGUUUGC